ACGGCCCAGCGCGAACCGCUGCCCGCGGAGGCGAGCUUCGUGGACGGACAGUUGGUUUGAUAAUCCGGGUUCUCCUGCGUAGAUUAUGUAUUCUGUAAAAUGGGAGCGAACAAUGGAAAACAGUAUGGAAGCGAAGGUAAAGGCAGCUCCAGCAUCUCCUCGGACAUAAGUUCCAGCACAGAUCACACACCCACCAAAGCUCCAAAGAAUGCGGCUACCACCGAAGAGAACAGCACCAGGACUCUGAGCACGCCCAGUCCGGGUCUGAUCCUGCCCUCCAAGUCCUCCUCCCUCUCCUCGCCGGCCCUCUCCAGCAACGGCCAUGAGACCAACUCCUCGUCCUCGUCUUCGGCGCCGGCCGAGACGGUGGCGGUGAUCCACCCUCAGCCCGGCAGCCACACCCGCUCCCGACAGUCCAAACCCCACCUCCUCGCCCCCAUCGACCUCCUCCCCGACCACACCCUGCUGCAGAUCCUGUCCCACCUCUCCACCAACCAGCUGUGCCGCUGCGCGCGCGUGUGUCGCCGCUGGUACAACCUGGCGUGGGACCCCCGGCUGUGGGUCAGCGUGCGGCUCACAGGGGAGCUCCUCCACGCCGACCGCGCCCUCCGGAUCCUCACCCACCGCCUGUGCCAGGACACCCCCAACGUGUGUCUGACGCUGGAGACGGUGGUGGUCAACGGCUGCAAGAGGCUGACCGACCGCGGGCUGCACGCGCUGGCCCAGUGCUGCCCCGAGCUGCGCCGCCUGGAGGUCGGCGGGUGCUACAACAUCUCCAACGGGGCGGUGUUCGAGGUGGUGUCUCGCUGCCCCAACCUGGAGCACCUGAACCUCUCAGGAUGCUCCAAGGUGACCUGCAUCAGCCUCACCCAGGAGGCGUCGCUGCAGCUCUCGCCGCUGCACGGCCAGCAGAUCUCCAUCCACUACCUGGACAUGACCGACUGCUUCUCCCUGGAGGACGAGGGUUUGCGAACUAUCGCGGCGCACUGCCCCCGCCUCACUCACCUGUACCUGCGGCGCUGCGUCCGGCUGACGGACGAGGCUCUGCGCCACCUGGCUCUGUACUGCUCCUCCAUCCGGGAGCUGAGCCUCAGCGACUGCCGCCUGGUAGGCGACUUCGGCCUGCGCGAGGUGGCCCGCCUGGAGGGCUGCCUGCGCUACCUGAGCGUGGCCCACUGCACCCGCAUCACGGACGUGGGCGUGCGCUACGUGGCCCGCUACUGUCCCAGACUGCGCUACUUAAACGCCCGCGGCUGCGAGGGGCUGACGGAUCACGGUCUGGGCCACCUGGCCAGGAGCUGCCCCAAACUGAAGUCUCUGGACGUGGGCAAGUGCCCGCUGGUGUCGGACAGCGGGCUGGAGCAGCUGGCCAUGUACUGCCAGGGCCUGCGGCGGGUCAGCCUGCGGGCCUGCGAGAGCGUGAGCGGCCGAGGACUCAAAGCUCUGGCGGCCAACUGCUGCGAGCUGCAGCUCCUCAACGUGCAGGACUGCGAGGUGUCGCCGGAGGCCCUGCGCUUCGUCAGGCGCCACUGCCGGCGCUGCGUCAUCGAGCACACCAACCCGGCUUUCUACUGAGCGGGACGGCUCCUCCGACAAGUGAUGGAUUCCCGAUAGAGGUCAAAACCUGGAGUGCAAUACUGGCGACGAUCCACUAGGGGGCGGCACAUGCUGCCUUUGAGCGUACUUCAGAAUGUAUUUGACUGUUGAUCUGUGAAAAGGUUCAGUAUUUCUUCACCUUCAGCGUCCCGCUACAACACUGAUCAGCGGCUACAGCCGCGUUAGCGUCCAAAGUACCUGUAAUAUAUACACACAUAUAUCUAUUUUUCUAAAAGUUCUCAUCACCUUAAGGCCCUAUUAUCACUAUCCUGCAUUACUCCAACUAUUUAUAACCAGUUUUGUGAGAGCGCAGCAAGGAUGCGAUCCGCUCAAACGUGCGCAUGUGCACUUUACUGUCACGCCGCCGCCGCCGCCAAAGAGAACCCGAAGGAGCUUGGAACGGGAUCAUUGUUGGAAAUAAACAGGAACAUGUUGCUGCUAAA
Messenger RNA from Oryzias melastigma (Indian medaka), 2039 nucleotides. RefSeq names its product F-box and leucine-rich repeat protein 7. Gene Ontology annotation, molecular function: protein binding. Gene Ontology annotation, biological process: SCF-dependent proteasomal ubiquitin-dependent protein catabolic process. NCBI's taxonomy places the organism in Eukaryota, Metazoa, Chordata, Actinopteri, Beloniformes, Adrianichthyidae. The coding region runs from base 100 to 1575 and encodes 491 amino acids. Gene Ontology annotation, cellular component: SCF ubiquitin ligase complex. The transcript is spliced from 4 exons. The record is from RefSeq and is a predicted model, not a curated record.